ACCUUAUAAACCAUUUAAAACAGUUUGUAGGCGGUUUAUAUGUUUAUAAUUCAAUUAUACAUUUUAAUGAUCAUAAUAAAUGACAGGUCAUUGGGACCACAUUGCUAUUUUCGGCAAUUAAAUCGUAUGGCUCGUGUUUUUGUCCGUUUUUAGAGAUCACUAUUUUACUCAUAGAUAAUUGAUAUUUCAUUAUUUUGAAGAGAAUGAACGUGUAUAAUGGCUUUAAUUGUCGGUGGAAUAUCAGUAAAUAUCACGUAUAAUGUACUAUUUUUAAGCGGGUCUUGCUUGUAGCAGUUAGUUGUGAAAAACAUGUGGUAAAAAUGGUUUAUAUGACUGACAAAAAUACUGAAGCUAGCGUUAGUGAUCAAACCGAAGAAAUUCAAAGUGAAAUUCACCAUCCUCCAGUAUGGCUGUUUUGGAAAGCAAGAAGAUAUACUGUUACUAUAUUGGUAUUUUUUGGGCUCUUCUGCGAUUAUGCCCUGAGAGUUAAUAUGAGUGUGGCAAUCGUGGCUAUGACCCAAUAUGAAAAUGUUACUCUAGAAAAUGGAACCACCGUACUGCAAAGAGAAUUUGAUUGGGAUACAGCAAUCCAAGGCCACAUUCUCAGUACAUUUUACUAUGGAUACCUUCUUUCCUCAUUGUUAGGAGGUUAUGCGUCUACACUAUUUGGAGGCAAACCUGUCUUUGCAAUAGGAAUUGGUGGUAUUUCAAUCUUAAAUUUGCUCACCCCUUUGCUGUCAAAGGUGAGUGUGUAUGCCUUAUUAGCAGUCAGAGUCCUAGCAGGCAUUUUUGAGGGAAUACUUUUUCCUUGUGCCAACGAGGUUUUUGCAAAAUGGGCCCCGUCUUCAGAAAAGGGCCUAUUGGUAACUAUUGGGUUUUCUGGAUGUUAUGUUGGAACCUUGGCUUGUUUACCAAUAUCAUCAAUGCUGGCAGCUUACUUAGGAUGGGAAAGUGUUUUUUAUGCAUUCGGACUGUUUGGAUGUUUAUGGACGAUUCUCUGGCUUACGCUUACAUCGAACUCACCAGCCCAAGACUCGAGUAUUUCACAGGCGGAGUUACUUUAUAUCACACAAAACGGAGAAGAAAAUUCGACAAAAGAAAAAUUUGUGAUUCCUUGGUGGUGCAUCUUAACGUCUGUGCCAGUAUGGGCAUUGACCAUAUCAGUGGCGUGCAAGGCAUGGGGAUUCUUUGCUCUGUUGAGCCAUUUGCCACAGUUCGUUAAAUAUUGUCUAAGCUAUGAUCUCAAAGACGCAGGAUUUGUAUCAGCUAUGCCAUAUUUGGCUAUGUCUGUGUUAAUUCAGCUCACUGGACGGUUCUCCGAUUACAUCGAAGCAAAGCGAGUUAUUACUACUACCAAUGUGAGAAAGAUUCUAGUAGUUGGAGGACUGCUAGUCCAGAGCAUUUUUAUGGUGCUCGUCGUCCAUUGGAUAACCAUUUUUGGCAGCAAUUUUUGCCUUAUUAUGGCUGUAGGUUUGGGAGGUCUGCCUAUGGCUGUUUUUACGGUUAAUCCUCUGGAUCUUAGUCAAAAAUAUGGAAGCAUUAUCGGAGGGCUAGCACAUACAUUUGGAACUAUUUCUGGCAUUUUAGCUCCAACCUUAACAGGAUAUAUUGUUACCGAAGAAACUAACGUAGACCAAUGGCGCUAUGUGUUCUACAUAGCCAGUUCUAUAUAUUUACUUGGAGCCAUAUCCUUUGGAAUUUUUGGAUCUGGUGAGCAACAACCUUGGAACAACUUUAACGUUUUACCCGCUGAUAAGGAAAAAAGUGAAGUACAAUGUUACGAAAACAAAGAAUUCGAGUCCGAAGAAGCGCCGUAGAUAUUUUAUUUGUUUAGUUGUGUAUUUAUUAAUAAAUUUUUAAUUAAGUUA
Messenger RNA from Diabrotica virgifera virgifera (western corn rootworm), 1868 nucleotides. RefSeq names its product vesicular glutamate transporter 1-like. Gene Ontology annotation, biological process: monoatomic anion transport; transmembrane transport. The record is from RefSeq and is a predicted model, not a curated record. The coding region runs from base 321 to 1817 and encodes 498 amino acids. Gene Ontology annotation, cellular component: plasma membrane. The transcript is spliced from 8 exons. NCBI's taxonomy places the organism in Eukaryota, Metazoa, Arthropoda, Insecta, Coleoptera, Chrysomelidae. Gene Ontology annotation, molecular function: transmembrane transporter activity.